This is a messenger RNA of Bipolaris sorokiniana ND90Pr, 984 nucleotides long. RefSeq lists its product as uncharacterized. The transcript is spliced from 4 exons. The record is from RefSeq and is a predicted model, not a curated record. The coding region runs from base 1 to 984 and encodes 327 amino acids. Lineage: Eukaryota; Fungi; Ascomycota; Dothideomycetes; Pleosporales; Pleosporaceae.
AUGUCGAGGAAAUGGCUGGAUGGCGCUAAGCAAGAUCCAGAUCUGUUCUUGGCCUCAGAAGCUUUCCAAUUCAGUCCUGAUGAACCAUUAUACGAUUCGGUCUCGCUGGUGGACGGUCAGAUACUUGAUUAUUCAGAGCACAAUAAUGAGUGUUCACAAAGUGACGCGUUGGAGCGGACAAACUACUUGGGCAAUGCAAUAUACGGCGGUUACAAGAGUGUUAAUACUACGCAACCUCUUGGUACCCUGGACGAGAGUGUUCAUCAAAGAACCUCAGGCUCCAGGUAUUCAAACACGUCGGGUUGCAUUGAUCCCAGUUUGUUAACUCAACAUGUACACGAACCUUGUUAUUACUCUCGGUCAUGGCUCGAUCAAUCCACCAAACAGACCUUAGCCGAAAACUCGCAAUCGCAACUAUAUCCAAACCCUACUCCAUCUAACGUACAACAACCACUUCUCACGCCGGCUACAAACAAAAAAGCGCCAGACAUCCCCAAAGACACGAGCAUUGAAGCUUACCCAAGCCCGUCCUCAUUACCGUCUCUCGGCCAACUCACCCCUCAAAUAGCAAGCCCACCGGAUACAACUCAGAUCGGGUUGAACAUACCAGACGGCAAAGUGGCUAUCGAGCCUGCAGGGAUGAGCUUUGUGUGUAAGACCUGUACCAAGUCUUUUCUGAGUAGGCUCCGCUACGACCAACAUGUCAAUCGGCACAGCUGCAAGGCACCUUCCAGAUGCGAACAAUGCGGACAGCCAAUAAAGCAUCCAAAGGACCUCAGACGUCACCUAGGAUCCAACAACGCAUUGCCUUCGUGUCCUGCACUCAAGAGCGUCUCCCCCCGGGCGAGUAACUUCAUGUGCAUUUGCAACUCCAAGACUUAUACUCGAAAAGACUCUCUCGGAAUCAUCGUUGUAGGACCUGCGGCAAGAACCCUUGUGCUUGCUCGUAAGACAACACGUAUCAUCAAGGACAUGUCAGCAUGA